ACGGCAGCAGCUACGGCGGCCGUCGUAGGGGCCGGUGCUUUACCGGUGCAAGGGGCGAGGGCACCAGUCGUUCUCGUGCACUACCCCCAUCGCCGACUUCAUGACCCAGUGCGAGAACUGCGACGGGUAUGGACACGAUAAGAGCAAGUGCCCGUCGGCGAAGGACGAGGAGGAGGCGAAGGGCGAGACGGCGGUCAUGGCGGUUGCGGUGGCGAGCGAUGACGAGGAGCUGGAUGUGGCACGUGAGGCCUUGUAAGAAGAGGCGGGGGAAAGACACAAUAUCCGCGCUGGUCACUACGCGCGCACCACCCACACACAGC
Molecule: messenger RNA, 320 nt
Organism: Ectocarpus sp. CCAP 1310/34
Lineage: Eukaryota; Phaeophyceae; Ectocarpales; Ectocarpaceae
Source: the annotation of a GenBank genome assembly